AUGACUAUGCUCAAGGAACCCUGGAAGAAAUACAAGCCGUUCAAUCCUCCUAAACUGCCAAAUCGAACAUGGCCUGACAAGACCAUCGAAAAGGCCCCUCGAUGGCUUUCAAGCUGUCUGCGCGAUGGUAACCAGAGUCUGCCCGAUCCCAUGAACGGCGAGGAGAAGUGGCGAUACUUCAAGAUGCUCUGCGAUCUAGGCUACAAGGAGAUUGAGGUCUCUUUCCCUUCUGCCUCCCAAACCGACUUCGACUUCACCCAGCGCCUGAUCCAGACCCCAGGAGCUGUCCCCGACGACGUCUUCCUACAAGUCCUGUCUCCCUGCCGACCCGAUCUCAUUCGCAGAACCGUCGAGUCUGUCCGCGGAGCUAAGAACGCCAUCAUUCACAUCUACCUUGCCACAAGCGCAUGCUUCCGUCAAGUAGUCUUUGGCUACACUGAGGAGCAGACCCUGGAGCUUGCUGUAGAGUGCACCAAGCUGGUCAGAUCUCUGACAAAGGAUAACCCCGAGGCUUCUGGCACCAACUGGCAAUUCGAGUUCUCUCCUGAGUGCUUCUCAGACACAGACCCUGACUACGCUGUGAGAGUCUGCCAGGCUGUCAAGGCUGCUUGGGGACCUGAUGCGACCAAGGGCGACCAGAUCAUCCUGAACCUCCCCGCCACAGUGGAACUGGCGACACCCAACGUCUACGCCGAUCUGAUCGAAUACUUCUGCAACAACAUUGGCGACAGACAGGAUGUUUGUAUCUCUCUGCAUCCCCACAACGACCGUGGAUGCAGUAUUGCUGCUGCUGAGCUUGCUCAAAUGGCCGGCGCUGACCGAGUAGAGGGUUGUCUGUUCGGUAACGGCGAGCGAACCGGAAACGUCGAUCUCGUCACUCUGGCUCUUAACCUGUACACACAAGGUGUCAGCCCUAACAUUGACUUCUCCGACCUGAACUCAGUCAUCGACAUGGUCGAGUCAUGCACCAAGAUCCCCGUCCACCAACGUGCUCCUUACGGCGGCAGCCUGGUAUGCGCUGCUUUCUCUGGCAGCCACCAAGAUGCCAUCAAGAAGGGUUUCCAGGACCGCAAGGCCAAGGGUCUGGGCCACGAGGACCCCUGGAACGGUAUGCCCUACCUACCCCUGGACCCUCGAGAUAUCGGUCGCAACUACGAGGCCAUCAUCCGUGUCAACUCUCAGUCUGGAAAGGGAGGAAGCGCUUUCAUCGUGCACACCAAGCUCCAGCUUGAUCUGCCCCGUGGUCUCCAAGUCGCUUUCUCCAAGGUCGUCCAGAAGAAGAGCGAGGAGGUCGGACGCGAGCUGCUAGCCAGCGAGAUCACUUCUCUGUUUGAGAACACAUACUUCCUCAACAACAACCCUCAUUUCAGCCUGGUGGACUACAGCAUCACCCCUGACCGAUCACGAUCUCCUGCCCCCGCAGCCCACGGCAGGACCCAAGACACCAAGGACUUUAUCCGUAUUUUUGAUGGCGUCCUGCUGGUGAAUGGCAAGGAGUUGAAGCUGCGUGGCCGUGGUAACGGUCCCAUUUCCAGCAUGGUUUCCGCCCUCAAGGAGCUUAACAUCGAGUUUGAUGUCAAUGACUACAAGGAGCACGCCAUUGGCGAGGGACGCGGUGUCAAGGCUGCCUCAUACAUCGAGUGCAAGCCCGUUGGUAGCAAGCAGUCAGUAUGGGGUGUUGGCAUCCACGAGGAUGUGGUACAGAGUUCUCUGAUCGCUCUCCUGAGCGCAGCUAGCAACUUCGUCACUAGCAGACCCGCCAGUCCUGUUCAGAAGGCCACUGAUGCUCCUGCUCCUCAAGAGACCCCUAGUGUGGUGUCUAUUCUGGAGGAGAAGGCCAAUGGCAUGUAA
Fusarium musae is the source of this 1851-nucleotide messenger RNA. RefSeq lists its product as uncharacterized. NCBI's taxonomy places the organism in Eukaryota, Fungi, Ascomycota, Sordariomycetes, Hypocreales, Nectriaceae. The transcript has 6 exons. The record is from RefSeq and is a predicted model, not a curated record. Gene Ontology annotation, molecular function: 2-isopropylmalate synthase activity. Gene Ontology annotation, cellular component: mitochondrion. The coding region runs from base 1 to 1851 and encodes 616 amino acids. Gene Ontology annotation, biological process: L-leucine biosynthetic process.